This is a messenger RNA of Neltuma alba, 2420 nucleotides long. Its product is annotated as dnaJ protein ERDJ2A. The transcript is spliced from 11 exons. Gene Ontology annotation, molecular function: RNA binding; transmembrane protein transporter activity. The record is from RefSeq and is a predicted model, not a curated record. Gene Ontology annotation, biological process: post-translational protein targeting to endoplasmic reticulum membrane; SRP-dependent cotranslational protein targeting to membrane. Gene Ontology annotation, cellular component: Sec62/Sec63 complex. The coding region runs from base 126 to 2180 and encodes 684 amino acids. NCBI's taxonomy places the organism in Eukaryota, Viridiplantae, Streptophyta, Magnoliopsida, Fabales, Fabaceae.
AUCAAUUGGCAGAACUGAAGGCAAGCUUCGGUUCCCGGCAGUCUCUACUCGUUUUCUGCGAUCUGACUUCCGAGACGAGUGAGGCCUAAUAACUGUAUACGAGUUGUUGAACUCAGAAGGUCGAAAUGGCAGCAUCAGAGGAGAACAGUGCAUUGUUCCCAAUAUUCAUAUUGACAAUAAUGGCCCUUCCCAUUGUGCCUUAUACAAUUACAAAGUUAUGUCGUGCUGCUACUAAGAAAUCAAAAAGUAUCCACUGUCAGUGUUCUGAGUGCUCGCGAUCAGGAAAAUACCGGAGAUCAAUAUUUAAGCGGAUUUCAAAUGUCUCUACAUGUAGUAACCUGACAUUACUACUUCUCUGGGUGGUCAUGAUUGUUCUGGUUUAUUACAUAAAAAAUAUAAGUGGAGAGAUUCAAGUUUUUGAUCCAUUUAGUAUUCUUGAAUUAGAGCCUGGAGCCGCGGAGUCAGAAAUAAAGAAAAAGUAUAGGAGGCUUUCUAUUCAGUAUCACCCUGAUAAAAACCCAGAUCCAGAGGCCCACAAGUACUUUGUAGAGUACAUCGCCAAGGCUUAUCAAGCUUUGACGGAUCCUAUAGCACGUGAAAAUUAUGAAAAAUAUGGCCAUCCUGAUGGCAGACAGGGAUUUCAAAUGGGUAUAGCUCUCCCUCAGUUCCUGCUAAAUAUUGAUGGGGCAUCUGGUGGAAUACUGCUACUUUGGAUUGUUGGUGUUUGCAUUCUCUUGCCUUUGGUUAUUGCUGUUAUAUACCUCUCUAGAUCAUCAAAAUAUACCGGAAACUAUGUAAUGCAUCAGACACUGUCCACUUACUAUUAUCUUAUGAAGCCUUCUUUGGCUCCAAGCAAAGUCAUGGAUGUCUUCAUAAAGGCAGCUGAAUAUAUGGAAAUUCCAGUUCGUAGGACUGAUGAUGAACCGCUUCAGAAGCUUUUUAUGUUGGUAAGAAGUGAGUUGAAUCUCGACCUAAAGAACAUUAAGCAGGAGCAGGCUAAGUUUUGGAAGCAGCAUCCUGCACUGGUUAAGACUGAGCUGUUGAUUCAAGCUCAGUUGACUCGUGAAUUUGCAAUGUUGUCUCCAUCUUUGCAAGGUGAUUUCAGGCGAAUUUUAGAAAUGGCACCUCGUCUUCUUGAAGAGUUAAUGAAGAUGGCAGUUAUACCACGCAAUGCUCAGGGGCAUGGAUGGCUGAGGCCUGCAAUUGGUGUUGUUGAGCUUUCUCAAAGUAUUAUUCAGGCUGUUCCCCUCAGUGCGAGAAAGGCUACUGGUGGAUUCCCUGAAGGCAUGGCACCCUUUCUGCAGUUGCCACAUAUAAGUGAGACUGUUAUUAAGAAGGUAGCCCGCAAGAAGGUGAGAACAUUUCAGGAACUUCGGGACAUGAACUCACAGGAGCGAGCUGACCUGCUUAUUCAGUCAGCUGGGUUAGCUUCUGCUGAAGUGCAGGACAUUGAGGUGGUGUUGGGCAUGAUGCCUUACUUAACUAUUGAGGCAACUUGUGAGACUGAAGGUGAAGAGGGUAUACAAGAGGGUGACAUUGUUACAAUCCAUGCAUGGGUAAAUAUUAAACGGGGUAAUGGUCUGAUUGGUGCUCUCCCGCAUGCCCCUUACUACCCAUUCCACAAGGAGGAAAACUUCUGGUUUUUGCUUGCAGAUUCUGUUUCAAAUAAUGUGUGGUUUUCUCAGAGGGUCAGUUUUAUGGAUGAAGUUGCAGCCAUUACUGGUGCAUCCAAGGCAAUCGAGGAAUCAAUGGAGGGUUCGGGAGCAAAUGUGAAGGAGACUAGUAGGGCGGUUUCAGAAGCUAUUGAGAAGGUGAAGGGAGGGUCUAGAUUGGUAAUGGGCAAGUUCCAGGCCCCAUCAGAGGGUAACUAUGGUUUAACUUGCUAUUGUUUGUGCGACUCUUGGUUAGGAUGUGACAGAAGGACAAAUAUAAAGCUCAAAAUUUUGAAACGAACUCGGGCUGGCACCAGGGGUUUGGCUGUGGCGGAUGAAGGGCCUGCGGUGGAGGAUGGGGUUGAGGAGGAUGAGGAGGACCAGGAUGGAGAAUACGAUGAUGACUAUGAGAGUGAGUAUAGUGAAGAUGAAGAUGAUCAAGACACAAAAAAUAAGCAUGGAACUGCAAAUGGCACUGGCGAUAAACAUGGUCAAAGGGCAUAUAACUCAAACAGUGAUGAAGAAUGAGAACGUCAGGUUUAUGUUGUUGAUGCAACUGUAUGCGGUCUUUUUCCCUCCUGAUUGUUAGAGGAACAAUCAACACAGUAAUAAGCCAUAUAUACUGCCCUCUUCAGUCUGUCCCAGAUUGGAAGUUUUGAUAUUUAGGCUUCUGUGUUAUCCUCAGUCCAACUCAUGUCAUGGUUAAAUUGUCAUUUUAUAAAUACUGAGAAUCAUUAACUUAUUUAUCCUGCGGCAUUAAUUUUGUUA